Kluyveromyces marxianus DMKU3-1042 is the source of this 255-nucleotide messenger RNA. RefSeq lists its product as uncharacterized. The record is from RefSeq and is a predicted model, not a curated record. The transcript has a single exon. NCBI's taxonomy places the organism in Eukaryota, Fungi, Ascomycota, Saccharomycetes, Saccharomycetales, Saccharomycetaceae. Bases 1 to 255 code for a protein of 84 amino acids.
AUGUCGAUGUACAAGUUGAGUAGCAUGAAUAUGACACACUCUACAGGGUCGUUUUUGAACAGUGCGCCUGUGGAGUUGACCAGUGUGAAGGGAUACCAGGACUUUAUUGCGAAGCAACGCAAGCUCAAGAGGUCAGUGAGCACACAGUUGAGUGAGGAUCGGAGUAUGUGGUACGUGCUGCACGAUUCUGAGGUUGUUGCUACAGUAACUGGGGAUGCGAAGGACUAUCUUUUGCAGCUAAGCGGGGAGACCUGA